GCAUGAGGAUCAGAGAGGUGGAGCUUCCUCCUUGAAGAUGCACAGCCUGGAUCCUCACUUUGACCAUACCAGUUAGACCCUGCUGUCCCUCUACCCUCUGAAGCAGGCAAUCACAGCCAGCCCCUCCCCUGCUUCCUCAGACAGCUCCUGUGAUUUGAAUAACCAAGCAGGCUGCUGGAUGUCCGGUGGUGACUGAUUUGCUUGGCAAACAGAUUCUCAGGUCCUUAGCCCUACUAGUACUAUGGGAGGACACUCAGCCCCACUGGGGUCUCUGUUUUCUCUCCCUACCCCUCAAGAGCCACCUAGGCUCUAGUCUUGCCCUUGCUUGCUCUGCUGGGGGCCCUAGCACUGGUGGGGACUGGAGACUGCCUUCAGGAUCCUGGCAGAGGAAAAGGGAGAGAAAUGGCAGGGCCCAAGGCAGAGGUAACUGGAGCCAGUGGAGUCUGCUUCCUGGGCCUGUCACGAAAUUUGCAUGGAGAGAAUGAGGCUCCUCCGAGGCUGUCCCCUCCCUUCCCACCUGGGAGAGUCAUCCUGGGCCUGAGGUCUGACAGCAGGUGGAGAAGGCAGCCGUGUACGUGGAGCUGUCUCACUAUUCCCGGAGGUGAUGCCCCGUGUCUUCCUGGUCAGGAGUCGGCGUCCACAGCCACCCGACUGGGGCCACCUGCCUGACCAGCUCCGGGGAGAUGCCUAUGUCCCAGGUGGGCCCCUCACUGGGCCUGGAGUUGGGGGGCAGGAGACACAAAGCAUCACCAUCUGGCUUCUCUCCUCAGACUGCAGCAGCCUGGGGGGGCCACCAGCACACCAGACUUCUGGCCUCGGGGACUCUUGGGUGGCGCCUUCCCAAGGCGCUCUGACCACCACUCCCAGGGGCCCUGGGACACUUGGCUGCCCGCUCUGCCCCAAGGCCUUCCCGCUGCAGCGCAUGCUGACCCGGCACCUCAAGUGCCACAGCCCCGCGCGCCGCCACGUGUGCCGCUGUUGUGGCAAGGGCUUUCACGAUGCCUUCGACCUCAAGCGCCACAUGAGGACUCACACAGGGAUCCGACCAUUCCGUUGUGGAGCUUGUGGGAAAGCAUUUACGCAGCGCUGCUCGCUUGAAGCACAUCUUGCCAAGGUGCAUGGGCAGCCAGCCAGCUACGCUUACCGUGAGCGGCGUGAGAAGUUGCACGUGUGCGAGGACUGCGGCUUCACCAGCUCGAGGCCCGACGCCUAUGCGCAGCACCGCGCCCUGCACCGCGCUGCUUGACACGGUGCAUCUCGCAUCCAACCCAUGAGAAGCAAAUAAACAGAAGACAUGCGCACACAGAACAC
Messenger RNA from Camelus dromedarius (Arabian camel), 1311 nucleotides. It is a transcript of the gene OVOL3, whose product is annotated as ovo like zinc finger 3. Gene Ontology annotation, cellular component: nucleus. Gene Ontology annotation, molecular function: DNA-binding transcription factor activity, RNA polymerase II-specific; RNA polymerase II cis-regulatory region sequence-specific DNA binding. The record is from RefSeq and is a predicted model, not a curated record. Gene Ontology annotation, biological process: regulation of transcription by RNA polymerase II; epidermal cell differentiation. Lineage: Eukaryota; Metazoa; Chordata; Mammalia; Artiodactyla; Camelidae.